ACACCUAACGUGGGCAAUCCGCAGUUCUGCGGUGGGAGACGGCCCCGCAUGGACGGUUCAGCGUGAAGCACCUGUGUAGUGAGGGUGAUUCUGGCUCGAGGCUCGAGCUCCAUCGCAGUUUGAUCCGAAAGCCUCCCAAGGAUUGGCGCAAGAAGCUCCUGCGGGCUUACUGUUAUCUCAUCAUGCUCAACGUCACCACUGAGGAAGUCAUGACAUGCUGCUGGAGAUGAUGAAUGAGCGGUUGGGCCAGGAUGAAGAAGAUCCUGAUUCUGCCACGACGGCCGAAGUGUUUCGGGCACUCGGCAGGUUCAAAGCUUCGGGCAGGGAGGUUGUUCGGAUCGAGGAGCACUGGCGCCAGCGGAGCUCAGGCUAUGAAGGGCAAUGAGGUCGCCAACAUGCCGAGGUGUGCUUUGCGACUUCGAGAGCUGGCUCGUCUCCGUUCUUGGUAUAACAUGGCUCAAAUGUGCGGUCACUCUCGGCUGCAGAGUAACAUGAUUAUCCACAUCGACCCUAUCGACAGCAAACAUGCCUGGUGGAAGACCGCUUUACAACAGUAAACGUUCUCCGAACAGUAAUUGGCGAAUGAGCUGAGAAGCCAACGGCAACAUCUUGACUGUUUCUGGUAGUGAGGUGCGCCACGCGGUGACGCUCAAACUUCGGACCGUCGCAUCUCCCUCCCGCCACCAUGGGAGUUGACGGGCUCGGACCGAUUGGGAACACUGCAACAAUGAAUGACAAGU
Baudoinia panamericana UAMH 10762 is the source of this 740-nucleotide messenger RNA. RefSeq lists its product as uncharacterized. The coding region runs from base 234 to 557 and encodes 107 amino acids. The transcript has 2 exons. The record is from RefSeq and is a predicted model, not a curated record. Lineage: Eukaryota; Fungi; Ascomycota; Dothideomycetes; Mycosphaerellales; Teratosphaeriaceae.